Molecule: messenger RNA, 1649 nt
Organism: Lotus japonicus
Lineage: Eukaryota; Viridiplantae; Streptophyta; Magnoliopsida; Fabales; Fabaceae
Product: homeobox-leucine zipper protein HAT5-like
Exons: 3
Coding region: 410-1366 (318 amino acids)
Biological process (GO): positive regulation of DNA-templated transcription
Cellular component (GO): nucleus
Molecular function (GO): DNA-binding transcription factor activity, RNA polymerase II-specific; sequence-specific DNA binding
Source: RefSeq, a predicted model, not a curated record
AACCAUGAACAUGACCUCAAAUAGUGUGAUUCACUCAAAGGGCAUCAUAGUAAUAAGUAAACACUCUCUUCCCACCUAAAAUGUCUUCCUAUAAACCCAACUAGUCUCUCUUCUUCUCCAAACUCCACACACAAAACCGCCACCGCCUCUGUCUCCGCCUCCGCUCUGUGUCCGUUUCCGCCGUAUCCACCUCUCCUUGAUCCCCCAUCGUCUCCCCCUUGUUCUGCUUAUUCUGAGUGAUGGGUAUGCCCUGCCGCUGUUCCCACACCUCCCACAUCACCGAGAUCAUCAUCACCAGCUUCUUCCGCCACAAGUCUUAGAUCUCCUUCCCCUUCUUCGUUCAACAAAGCCUUCUCCGAUGGCACGCUAAGCGCUUCCUUGGAUUAAGCUUCUUUUUCUUUCUGAUUUUAUGGCGGGAGGGAGGGUCUUUAGCGGCGGUUCUGCUGCUCCUGCAAAUGUUUCCGAUACCAGUCUUUUGCUUCAGAAUCAACCUCCUGAUUCUUCUCUCUUCCUCUCUACCUCUGCUUCUUUUCUCGGUUCAAGAUCCAUGGUGAGCUUCGCAGAUAAUAAAUUAGGGCAAACGCGGUCGUUCUUCUCCGCGUUUGACCUCGAUGAGAACGGCGAUGAGGUCAUGGACGAGUACUUUCACCAAUCGGAGAAGAAGCGCCGUCUCUCUGUUGACCAAGUUCAGUUUCUGGAGAAGAGCUUCGAGGUGGAUAACAAGCUCGAACCUGACAGGAAAACCAAGAUUGCCAAGGACCUUGGUUUGCAGCCACGCCAAGUCGCAAUCUGGUUCCAGAACCGCCGUGCACGGUGGAAGACGAAACAGCUUGAGAAGGAUUAUGAUUCUCUGCAUAGUAGCUUUGAGAGUCUCAAAUCCAACUAUGAUAAUCUUCUCAAGGAGAAAGACAUGUUAAAAGCUGAGGUGGCAAGUCUCACUGAGAAGGUGCUUGCAAGAGAGAAUUUGAAACAAGUUGAAAGUGAAACAAAGGGAUUGGUUGAACCACCCCAAAGGCCUUUACUUGAUUCAGUUUCAGAGGGUGAAGAAUCUAAAGUCUCUGUUGGGGCUUGUAAACAUGAGGAUAUCAGUUCAGCCAGGAGUGAGAGUUUGGAUUCUGAUAGCCCACGUUACAGGGAUGGAUAUGGAGUUAACUCAGCAGUGCUAGAGACAUGUGAUUCUUCUUAUGUGGUUGAACCUGAUCAAUCGGAUAUGUCACAGGAUGAGGAAGACAACCUGACCAAGACCCUGUUGCCUCCAUACAUGUUUUCCAAACUUGGAGAUAUGGAUUACUCCGACCCGCCUGAAAGUUCAUGUAAUUUCGGAUUUCCGGAGGAAGAUCAUGCCCUUUGGUCAUGGUCUUACUGAAGAAUAUGUAUCUCUGCUUUUAUGUUCAUGUUUAGUGUUUGCCCCUUUUGUUAAGAUUUCAAAUAUGAGAGAGGCUGAGUGCUUCAUAACAAAUAAAUCAGAACAAUGACACCUUUGUAGAAAUGGUGGUGUUUUGCUACAUUGUAAUUAAUGGAACUUUUUAUUCAGAUGUUAAAAAUGUCUUAUAGCUGCUUGAAAAUGUUGCUCUGGAUGUAAUUUCACAGGGAAAUUGAAAUAGAGGAUGAACCAAGUUACUUUUUUAUUGGUUCACUUUGUCUUGUUA